Brassica napus (rape) is the source of this 6261-nucleotide messenger RNA. Its product is annotated as accelerated cell death 11. Gene Ontology annotation, molecular function: ceramide 1-phosphate transfer activity; ceramide 1-phosphate binding. Gene Ontology annotation, biological process: ceramide transport; intermembrane lipid transfer. Bases 2718 to 3323 code for a protein of 201 amino acids. The record is from RefSeq and is a predicted model, not a curated record. NCBI's taxonomy places the organism in Eukaryota, Viridiplantae, Streptophyta, Magnoliopsida, Brassicales, Brassicaceae. The transcript is spliced from 4 exons. Gene Ontology annotation, cellular component: membrane; cytoplasm; cytosol.
CUCUCCUCUCAUGGCUGUUAUCAAUCCAAGGUCUUCUUAAAAAUACAACACUAUUUGAUAGGAUUUGUGCCAAACCAAUAUAAUUUGAUCGUCUGACAGUGACACUUUGCCGACAACAAAUAUUAAGAAGUCAAGAACACAAGGGAUCCGCAUCUCUUUCUUCUCGAAUUUCUGAAUAUUGAAUCGAAGAGUCCGCGUUGAAAUUCAGACAUCCGUGUGUAAUAGCGUAUCGCGGACUUUUAAUAUGCGUACUUACGUUUCAAUUUUUGUGAAGAGAUAUACGCAUGAAUAAGAAAGAUGAAAGGAGGUCAGAAAAAAAGAGGUUUGAAAUGGGUACAAAUUUGGACUCAUAGUCAUUGGAUGAUAUGAAUACCGGAAACUUCCUAUUAAGGUACACUACAAGUCUUCUUGAUGCGAUAUGUGCCCUAAAGGCAUAAACCCACAAACAAAUUAAUUAGUUUUCGAAUAGCAUCUUUACCGAUUAUUUUUGUCAAACUACAAUAGUAACUCUACAAAUUAAUACUCCAUAAAUUAAUAAACACCAUAAAUUAAUUAAUUUAUCCGAUCUCAAAUUGAGUAGGUUCAAAAUAUGACACAAAUCGAUAAGAUAAUAAUUUUUUAGAAGUUCUUAUAUAAUUUGGUCCCAUUAAAAUUGUAAAUUAAUAACUUAUAUGUAUGUACAUUUUCUAUAAAUACAAAUAAACUAUUAUAUCCCAUAUUUUAUAUUUACAAUGGGGUCAUAUUUAUAUUUUCUUAAAAUUUAAUAUAUUUGAUGAGACUUAGUAAAAUUAUAUCUAAAAUCUAUGAAACAUAUUUUAUAUACAUCAAAUAAUAUAAGAAAACCAAGUAAAUUUUAAAUAAAUACAUCAUUUAUUUUGGCAAGAAAAACAAAAUCAUUACAAAAUCACCAAGUAUACCAUCAAUUACAAAUACAAUUCUACCAACUUCUAGGCUAUGGAAAGUACGAAGAAUCUAAGACAGUCAAUUAGGUUAACCUUAGCUUUUUGCUCAUGUAAUUUUCAUUUUCAAAACACGUACCAGUAUCGGCUUGAUCUCCCAAGUAAUUCAAGUUUAUAUCGGUUUUGUCUUCUCAUGUUUGCUACCAAGCUGAACGGAUGAAGUAUCCUUUGGGGUUUCCUAGCAUUUCUUUACCUUUUUUGCCAUGUGCCCAAUUCUUGAGGUCUCUCAUUUAUUUAAUAAUCACUAUUGAUGAUUCUCAUCCUUUAUUUCUUAAAAUGAUAUUUCCAUUCUUAGCCAAAAAAAUAGCAUUACAAAGCAUUCUUGUAAUUUUUUUUUUCUUUGGCAUCAAAGCAUUCUUGUAACUAAAAGAAUUUUGAUGCACUAAAAGCUUUUACAAACUUUUUUGGAAGUGUUAUCCUUCUGUUCUUUUCUUUUUAAUACUGAUCAAAAUACAUCAUCUAUAAAUGCAUAUAAUGAUUAAAUAUUUGUAACAUGUGCAAUAAAGAAGAAAAAUUUCACGAACAAUGCUUUUCUAAUGCAGCUCCCCAUCAUCCUGUUUUGCAUCCUAUAAUAUGCAAGAAGUUAUAUCCUCUGGAAAUCAAAACUUAUAACUGGUGUAAAAAAAUUUAAACAUUAACCAUUAAAACACGAUGUUUCCAAAAAAAGUUAGCUUUCUAGAACAUUGUAAUAAAAAAUUUCAUCAAUAAUAUAAAAUAUACAUAUACAUUUUGGUUUUAUCUAUAAAUUUAUUUUUAUGAUUGGUAUAUACAUAUAGAAACAUGUGUAUACAUAAAGAUAUAUACAUAUACAUAUAUACCAAAGGGUAACUUAAAUUUUUUUAUAUAGAAGAUUGAAUUGACUGGAUGUUAGAAUUAUAGAAACACAUGUGUUUUAAUAUAUAUAGGCCUAUAUAUAUACACACAUAUAAACCUAAAUAUAUACACCCCCACAUAGACCUAAAUUAAAAUGCACACAUAGAGCUAAAUAUAACUACAUACAUAUAGAGCUAAAUAUAUAUAGACAUAGAUAUACAAAAGAAACUAUAUAAAUUAAUACUCAAUAAGAACGAUAAAUUAAUAAAUUUCUCAGUUAGAAUAUUGAAACAUGUAAUAUAAUUUAACAAUUUCUCAGUUAGAAUAUAGAAACAAAAUAUUUUGUUUUUAUUCACAUUGAAAGUCAUCUUUAAUUUUUCUAACCAUUUCAAAACAUAUUGAUGUUCUUUAUCAUUUUAAACCUAAAAAUGCAUUUGCCUUUAAGGUACAUAUUUUCUAUACACCAAGUAAAAGAAUAAGAAAACAUAAAAAACAUAUAUGUAAAAUAAUUCCAUUAUAUAUACUUUAAAAUAUUUUUUCAUAUAUUUAUAUAAAACUAUACUUCAAAAUAUAUAAAUAUAAACGAGAAAUAUUUUGCUAAACUUACAGCGAGAAAAAAUAAUAAAAUAUAAUAGUCUUAACCUUAUUAAUUUAUAAUAAAAAAAAAAGAAUUACUUUGUGUAUAUAGUGUGAAUGCAUGUUGAAGUGGGUUCUACGUAUUUUGUUCAUCCGUUUUCCUUGACAUUUAUUCGCACUAUACAAUUUUGAAUUUAGUAACAAAGAUGUAAAAUAUGAAAUUUGUGUUUUGUUGGCAAGCGGGACAAGUUUCCAAAUGACUCAUCUUAAAAACCCCAACGUUUCUCCCUCAGAAAAAAAAAGAAAGAAGAAAAUCAUUCACAAGAUCAUAUACACUGAAAAUAGGGAGCAAAAAAAUAGAAAUCGGCAAUGGCGUCGAAAGGAAUUGUGGAUGCGUUCAAGGAACUAGCUGUCAUUGUGAAUACGCCUGGUUUGGACGUGCCUGUUAAGAACUUCUCUGAUGCUUGCUCUCGCUUUUUCGUCGUAUUUAAAGUCCUCAAAACAGGAAUGUUUCCAAGGUUUGCAGAGAUAGACUAUGUUACCAAGGUGAACGAUCUUGCCGAGGCGUCGAACUUAACACCGACAUUAGAGCUAAUGGUUGACAGAGAUAUAGAGGCAAACUGCGUAAGGAAAGUUGGUAGUCAUACAAGAAACCUUUUGCGGAUUAAGCGUAGUCUUGAAAUGAUGAGAGUUAUGUGCGAAGUGCUAUUAGACACUGAAUCUGAUCACUCCUUAAGAGAUGCAACAUUCACGGCUUACAAUCAAGUGUUUGCUCCGCACCAUGGCUGGGCUAUUCAGCAGGCUGUUGCUACAGGAAUAGGGUCUCUUCUUCCCAAGACGCUGCUAUCUGGAAUGUUCAAUGAAACUGAGGAAACGUUUAAGAUCCAUGCUCAAAGCUAUGUUACUGCAUCAGCAUCAGUAACCAAUUAUCUUGACAACCUCUUCCUCUCCAAGAACCUUGGUAUUGAUUGGUGAAGAUUCUGUAAACUUACAUGGCCUAGGCCAAAUUUAUACACCAUGGUAUCCCUUCGUGAUCACUCCUUUUUACUCUAUCUUCUAUAUUUGUCAAUCAAUGUAAGUUACUAUUAUUAAUAAUAUUAGACCACCUCCAAUGAAGGUUCUUUUCCAUUGGAGCUCUUUAAAUAUGUAUUAUAUAUAUAUAUAUAUAUAUUAUAUAUGUAUAAGUAUUUGUGGGAUCCAAAAGCUGAACUAUUACAAGAACCUCUUUGGUGUGGUUUUAAACUAUUAUAAGUGUACGGGGUCUUUUUUUUUUUUUUGACAAGUGUACGCGAUCUUAAUCAAAUGUCAAACUUCUAAUCCUCCACCGUACAACGAUUUCAGUUUUUGACUGUCACCGAACGGCUUAAGUAGCAAGAAUGCGUUAUAUUUUAUUAUGAACUCCACAACGUGGAAUGCUUAGAGUUUGUAUAUGGUAAAGAAAAGAAAAUGAAGUCUCUAUAGUUUAAAAAUUGCUAAAAGACUGAUAUGAACAUUAAAUAUUUCUUACACAAAUGGCUUAAAAUAGGUAUUUAUAUGAUUUGGAUCAUUCUAGGUUUUGUGUCCGUAUACUGAAAUUGGUAUAUAAUUGAAAUGUAACAUUGUAAUUUAUGUAUUUAAUAUUAUAGUAAGUGUGGUAAAUAUUAAAUUUUAAAUGCUUCGAUCCUAUAAUAAACAGGAUCUUAGUUUUUUGAAGAAAGUCAUAUAUUAAAAUAGGUAAUAAUUCUUAUAAAUUUACGUGUGAGUCACUUGGGUGACCGGUCAAAUAGUGAUGCACUUGCUCACAUACGAAAAAAAAAUUGGUUACCUGAAAAACAAACAUUUAUUUUUUCCCUAGAAUAAUUAUAUAUACAGAAGUUGGAAAAAGAUUUUUAUUUCAACAUGAAUUUUUCGCAUCGCGUCUUUUUAUUCCCGAUUUUUUUAAUAAUGCAAAUUUCAUACUAAACUAAACAAAAAUCCAAAAAUAUUACAUGAAUUUACGUAGCGUACUUUUUCCUUCUUGAACUUUGUAAUACUGUAUAUUUCAUAUUAAACUAAAAAAAAGAUCAAAAAGUACUACAUGCACUCUCAAGAUCAUGCUUAUAUAUAUUGGCCGUCAAAGAUGCUAAUCAACCAUUAAUUUAUCAAUAACGACCUCAUUUUUGAUAAAUACUACAUGAACUCUCAAAAUCUUGCUUAUAUAUAUAUAUAUAUAUAUUGACAGUAAAAUUUAAAUUAGUACUCUCAAACUCUCAAGUGCUUAUAUUUAAAUUGCUGUUAAUUUAAAUUAGUACUUUAUUAGUACUAUUAAAAUUUGAAAUAUCUUUUUGAAAAUUUAAUUGUCUUUUUUUAAAUGUAACUUUAUAUACAUAAAAACACAAAAUUCAAAAUUUUACAAUAUAUUUUAAUAUUUAGCAAUACUAUAAGUAAAUAUUUAAAUUAUAAUAAUUAAUUUAAAUUUAUAAAACAAGAUUUAAAGUUAAAUUUAAAAACAGAAGUAAUUAUAGAUUUAUUUGAUAAAACUAAAACCAAAAAAAUAUGAUAACAUUUAUUUGAUUAAACUAAAACUUAUAUAUAAAUUUAUAUAUACAAUUUAUACAAGAAAGUUACUUUGAUCUUGGAGUUAAUAUGUUCUUACUUGUCCACCAUUGUGAGAGUUUAAGCCUCCCAAAAAACUAAUUUUUAAUUUUACAGAAUUUAUCCAAAUAACGUCAUUUUGAUAAAUUAACUGAUGAUUAACACCUUGACGAUCAAUAUAUAUAAGCACAAUUUUGAGAGUUAAUGAACUAUCAGAUGAGUAACAACUUUGACGGUUAAUAAAUAUAUAAGCACGAUUUUGAGAGUUAAUGAAGUAUUUUUGAAUUUUUUUUAGUUCAGUAUAGAAUAUUCAUUACUAUAAAAUUUUGAAAGGAAAAUACACGACACUGAAAAUUUAUGUAAUACUAGGGGAUGGCCCGCCCUACGGGCGGGUGAGUUUAUAAUAAAAUUAUUCUAAUUUUUUUAUAAUUUUAUUGGACACUUGAAAAUGUGAAUAUUUAAAUGUUUGUUCUGAAGUAGUUUAAUUGUUGUGUAUUGACCAUUGUGUGUGUUGUUGUUUCAUUUUUUUACCUGAUACUGUAUAUUAUGGUGGAGCUCGGUUGUUUGUUCCAUAGUGAAGCAAUAUGUGAGUUUGUUUGUGUUUUUCUUGCGGUGAUGAUGUUUUCAGUUAAUAGGUUUAACAUGGUGUGAUGGAGAGGAAUGUUUUAUUUAACUUCGUAUAUGAUUUGGUAUUUACAGUUUAGCAAGGUACUUGUCGAUAUCUCUUUGUGAAACUUGGUUAUGUGAGAGUGAUUCUGUAUAUUUUAUUGCGUAGUUAUGGAGUUCUCGUUGGGUAGCUACUGAGUUGCGUGAGAGUUUGUGGGAUGUAACCGGCGUGUUUAACCAUGGCUGUCUUCCAUCAACACAUGUGUUGUGAUAUUUGUUAGGGUGGGAAAUUUUAGUUAUGAUCUAAGUUGCUUGCUUAGCAAGAUAGCUCACCUUGGGACGGUUGGGGAUUGAUGGUAGCUAGAGAUCCUCUCAAAGCUCGAGCAUUGAGUCCAGCAUAAGGCACUGUUUUCCUGACAUCACUUUGUCGAGGUUUCUUCUUUACCAUUAGGUAAUGAUUAGAGGAGUUCCUAUGCAGCAGAAGUAGAGAGCCAAGUAUUUGUGUAAAUUUUAACGCUCAGGAGCUUCAAUCAUUUAGUUGUGAGAGAGUAGGUGUUCAGCAUAUUUUCAAGCCUCUGUUGUUAUUUGAAACCUUUUUGUCCAAUGGGUUAACCUGUUCUAAUCACUCGUAACGUCUGGCGCAAUUAUUAGAGGAUGUGUUUAUGAGCAAUAACAUGCAUGCAGUUUUUGUUUGUAUAUAGUUACUUGAACAAAACACCGGCGAACAAUUUUUUUUAAUUAUGUAAGAAUAUAU